AUGAAAAUACAUUUUUUAAAUGGCAGAACAGAGGACAUCACAACGAGACAAGAGGACAUCCCACCAAGACAAGAGGACAUCCCACCAUUACAAGAGGACAUCCCACCAACACAAGAGGACAUCCCUCCAAGACAAGAGGACAUCCCACCAUUACAAGAGGCCAUCCCACCAAUACAAGAGGACAUCCCACCAAGACAAGAGGACAUCCCACCAAGUCAAGAGGACAUCCCACCAAGACAUGAGGACAUCCCACCAAGACAGGAGGAAAUCCCACCAACACAAGAGACAUAUAACCAACACGAGAGGACAUCCUACAAAGAGGACAUCCCACCAAGUCAAGAGGACAUCCCACCAAGACAGGAGGACAUCCCACCAAGACAGGAGGACAUCCCACCAACACAAGAGACAUAUAACCAACACGAGAGGACAUCCUACAAAGAGGACAUCCCACCAAGAGAACAUCCCACCAAGAGGACAUCCCACCAACACAAGAGGACAUUCCACCAACACAAGAGGACAUCCCACCAAGACAGGAGGACAUCCCACCAAGACAGGAGGACAUCCACAUCCCACCAAGACAGGAGGACAUCCACAUCCCACCAAGACAGGAGGACAUCCACAUCCCACCAAGACAGGAGGACAUCCCACCAAGACAGGAGGACAUCCACAUCCCACCAAGACAGGAGGACAUCCCACCAAGACAGGAGGACAUCCCACCAAGAGGACAUCCCACCAACACAAGAGGACAUCCCACCAAGACAAGAGGACAUCCCACCAAGACAAGAGGACAUCCCACCAAGACAAGAGGACAUCCCACCAAGACAAGAGGACAUCUACCAAGACAGGAGGACAUCCACAUCCCACCAACACAAGAGGACAUCCCACCAAGACAGGAGGACAUCCCACCAAGAGGACAUCCCACCAACACAAGAGGACAUCCCACCAAGACAAGAGGACAUCCCACCAAGACAAGAGGACAUCCCACCAAGACAAGAUGACAUCCACCAAGACAAGAGGACAUUUCAACAAGACAAGAGGACAUCCCACCAAGACAAGAUGACAUCCCACCAAGACAAGAGGACAUCCCACCAACACAAGAGGACAUCCCACCAAGACAGGAGGACAUCCCACCAAGAGGACAUCCCACAAACACAAGAGGACAUCCCACCAACACAAGAGGACAUCCCACCAAGACAGGAGGACAUCCCACCAAGACAGGAGGACAUCCACAUCCCACCAAGACAGGAGGACAUCCACAUCCCACCAAGACAGGAGGACAUCCCACCAAGACAGGAGGACAUCCCACCAAGACAGGAGGACAUCCACAUCCCACCAAGACGAGAGGACAUCCCACCAAGACGAGAGGACAUCCCACCAAGACAGGAGGACAUCCACAUCCCACCAAGACGAGAGGACAUCCACAUCCCACCAAGACGAGAGGACAUCCCACCAAGACGAGAGGACAUCCCACCAAGACAGGAGGACAUCCCACCAAGACAGGAGGACAUCCACAUCCCACCAAGACGAGAGGACAUCCCACCAAGAUAG
Messenger RNA from Physella acuta, 1548 nucleotides. RefSeq names its product thioredoxin domain-containing protein 2-like. NCBI's taxonomy places the organism in Eukaryota, Metazoa, Mollusca, Gastropoda, Physidae. The record is from RefSeq and is a predicted model, not a curated record.